GUUUUGUCCCUCGGUGCGCUCCGUACUUGCAUGUGUUUUUACGGUUUGCUGGAGGCGCAAUAGCUGAGGUAUGACCUGCAGACAUGACGGAGAAUCUGAGGACACGCUUGGAUUUCUGCAGCCCUGUCAUACAGGCCCAGGCGGUGAGAAAUCUUGUUGCUGCAGUGUUAAAGGAAAAGGGUUCGGAUGGGCCGAUCACUCAGUCCUCCCCCCAGGGCCCAGCAUUGGCAGCUCUGUGGCAGCAGUGCUGCAGCGACUCUGCUCUGGUGCGUUCAGCCUGCUGUGAUGCUGUGGUGCUGUUGGUGGAUCAGGGACAUGCCGACCUGCAGUACGUCCUCAACAGCGUCCUCAAUCUUCUGCCGUCUUCAAGUAAUGUCCAGGGGCUCAUAAAAGUCGUGGGACGACUCCUGCAGAAGCAGGCUGACCAGAGUCACGAGGAAACACACUUCACCUGUCCAUAUUCCAUCAGGAGCAGCCCCCAUCCAUACAUCACAGCCCUGGAAAACCGCCUGGACUGCUGGCCGGCGCUGCUGCUGGAGAUUGAUGACUUCAUUCAGCAGGCUGCUGACAGAAAUAAAACUUCGUACAUCAGCAUGCUGGCUCCUUUCCUUCGGUACCUGUACUGCGAGCCUCAGAGACAACCACAGCAUGCCCUCCUGCGACAGAGUCUCCUCAGAGUGCUGCAGCCCAGCCAACCAGGACCUGGACCAGAUCCCCACACACGGGACCAAGAGAAGACCUCAGCAGUGUGGGACAGCCUGCUGCUCUGCCUCUGUCAGCUGGUUCCACAUAUGCAGCUGGACAGCAUGGAGGCGGUGCUGGAGCUCUGUGGCUUUGUGGAUGCUCUGCUUCAGGGUCUCAUCAAAGCUUCGGGCGAGUGCUGGACAACCGAGAGAGUCGGGCUAAUACUGCAGCUGCUGUGCGCAUGUCAGCGAUGCCUGAAAUUAAACGGAGACUGCCGACCGCUCCUCGGCUUAAUGCAGCGGCUGCUUCCUACCUGCCAAAAGGACCUGCCUCUGGACGAGCUGAUGAUAGGUGUGGCCCUGCUUCUGUUGGAGGCCCCUGCAGCUCAGCAGAGCAGCCUGCUCAACUUCGCAUUGCUUUUAUCAUGUGAACAAGCUGAGCUGUCGCCCUGGCUGAGUCCAGUCCUGGUUCUGCCCGUGCUGCAGCUCCUGUCCUGUUCAGGCCUCACGGAGCCGCUGGCCGACCAGCAAACCCACAGCCUGAACCACGGCCUGGCUCACAGACUGCUGCGCUGCAUUUGCAGGCCGACAGAUAACGCCACCCAGCCUGGCCCUGCCCUGGCACUCCCACUCACUUCCUGGUACAGUGAGCUGAGUGUGGCGUUAUCCAUGCUACGCAGAGUGACCCAGGACCCGGCGGCGGCGGCUGAUUGGCUGCUGGCAGUGAACUCGGCUCUGUCAUGCAGCCAGCGCUUGCCCUCCUCCCUCACCCUCAUUGUGGCUCAUCUCCUCAUCACGGGCGAGGAGGAUGUCUGCCAGCUGGCGCUGAAAGCGAGCCAGGCCGUUGCUGCUGCCGACCCCUGCCAGGUCCCCUCCCUCAUCUCUGUGCUGCUGUUCAGACUGGCCAAGGAGAAGAAUCCAUGUCUGGUUCAUGCUGCUCUCAACUGCCUGCCCAACCUCGGGACUCAUAAGCUCUGCGUCCCCCUGGUGCUUCAGACCCUCCACAUGCUGGCCUCAGCACCCAAACUGAGAGCUGUCGCCAUGCGCCUGAUGACCACGCUGUGGAAAAAACAGGACCGAGUCUAUCCAGAUCUGCAGCGCCUGCUGGGACAGCAGGACACCAGGGUGGUGGUGGGCAGGGACACCCAGUGGGACCAGAUCCUGGCCAGGGCCGCCUGCCUCCGGGACAUCUGCAGAGAGAGGCCUUACCAGCAUGGGGGCGACAUGUUAGCUGCCGUUUCACUCACUCUGAAGCAGUGCAACAGACCAGACCUGGCAACCCCUGCUGCUCUGGCCCUGCAGGGCUUACAGGAGCUGUGUCGAGCAGAGGUAGUGGACAUUAUCUCAACGUGGAAAAGUCUGGGACCUGAGCUGAGCUGCGACUCCCGUCCACUGAUGGUUAAAGCCAUAGCUGAACUUCUGUCACUGGUUCCUCAGCUCACUGUCAAGUCAGAGCAGUAUGAGAAACUGAUAGAUGAAGUGGCCAGCUUUCUCUGGAGUUAUGCAGCAAACAAGGAUCCAGAGGUGGCCAGCUGUGGCUACAAGGCUUUGGCAGACUUUCCUGAAGUGGUCCACACCGUCCAUCACCUUCCCGAGGCAGCUCAACCAGCUGUAAAAAUUGUUGAAAAUGAAGAAGAUGACAAAAAAAAGGAGGAGGAAGAGGAGAAGGAUCUCUCCAUUCCAGGCUCAUCUUACAUGAAAUUGUUGUCUCUCACCUCUGUCUCUGUCCUACCAGCCUUUGAGCUUUUCCUAACAUCACUGGUGAAACAGGAGAUGAGUCAGAUGCCACGAGGAGUGUACUUUUCUUCCCUGAGGGGGGCUGGUCUGCGUUCAGAUCAGGGUAAAACGGUGGCAGGAAUCCCAUCAUUCAUGCUCAAGACCUACGAGAAAAACAAGCAGCCUGGCCUGAAGCCGGGACUGGCAGCUGGACUGUUGUUAUGUUACGAGCUUCCUGUACAGACCGACCGCGACGGCAGACCCAUUGAUCGCUUCGUCGUCAGCCGUAGCCGCAGCUACCAGCAGACCCUGACGGCGCUGAUUCACGAGGUAAACAUUCAGCCCUCCGAGUGGCACCGCGCUCUUCUCCUGCCCCAAGCAUGGCGGGGUUUCAUGAGCCGAGCUUUCCAUGCCGCCCUGCAGGGUCGACGUUCUGAUCUGGAAAUGCAGCAGAAACAAGGCAAAGUGAGCCCAGAGGAGCUGCAGUACCAGCAGCACUGUGCCUGGCUGUGGGCCAGAGAUCAGCUGGCAGACAUCAUUAAAGCAGCCACAAAGGACAGUCCUGUUGUCCAGGGAAACUCAAUCCUGGCUCUGAGCGGUCUGGCGGCGGUCCUCGCCAAGUACGAGAGCAACCUGCCGACCGAUGGCGCCGGUGGCCUCGGGGCUGGACCAGAGUUUGUUCCCACCACCAGCUGGUUGGCCAUGGUGUUUGACACCCUGCUCAGCAUCAUCAGCAGCAGCUACAAGGCUAAAGGACAAGUUUUCCCCUGGUUUCUGCAUCGCUCCUACUCAGGCGAGAACACCGCCAGUGCCAUCGCUCGCUCCUGUGCCAGCCUGGCCUUGUCCCUUCUGGUCCCGGUGGUGGUGGUGUGGCAGAGGGACUGCCUGCUCCAGGUCCUUUCUGCGCUGCAGGCCGGCCUGCCGGGGUCUCCCACUGCCGAUGAUUCCCAGGCCGUCCAGUUCCACUCCGGCCUCGCUCUGGGCAUGGUGCUGUCCAGUCUGCACCACCAGCGCCUCAGUGACAUCUCUGACCAGAAGGAUGCCCAUCUUCUCACCAGCUCUCUAGAUGCUCUGGAAAGCUGCUCAUUCAGCCCAAACCUGGAAUAUAAUACUGGCUGCAUGCUGGGUCUGGGUCUGGUGCUGUCGGCCCUCUGCAGUACUGGACAGAUGGACCAACGUGUUCGGGUCAGCCAAACCCUGGACAGACUGCUAGCUAGCCUGCAGGAUAGCAGUGGACAAGGACGCAUGCUGCAGGAGGUCCUGUCUUACUCUGUAGCAUGUGUGAGCAUCUCUGCCUUCAGUGGAGGUCUUAUUGACGCUGCCAAGGCUGAGGAGGUCAUGAACACUCUGCGCACCCUGACCGAGGAGAGCCAGCAGACUCCCGGCUUCUCGCUGGCUCUUGGGUUGGUUGUGCAUGGACUGUCGCUCUCCGGCCAUGGUAAAGCAGAAGACAUACACCCUCGUCUGCUGGCUGCUUGGAUCAAGAUCUUACUGGCUGAGGGUUGUCCCACCAUGCAGCGACUUGCUGCUGCUAACGGCCUGGUGGCUUUGGUGGGUUCAGAAAGUUACCUCAUUCAGCUGAAAAGUGAGUUGGAGCUUUCCUCCCAGCAGCAGAGCAGAUUGAACGAGGUGAUUCGUGCCAUCACACAGAUCAUAACCUUUUCUGGAGCCAUUGGUUUGCAGUCUAACAGCGCCUGUUUGGUGGGUCAUUUGCAUCUGGCGCACAUGUCAACAAGUCACAGUCACACAGCAGUUCCUCAGGAUUUCAGUUACCUCUCAGAGAAAAGUGUCAUCAGAUCCAUCACGGACUUCAUCUCCGAAGCUGGAAAGAAAGGUCCUGAGUUCUCCCAUCCAGCUCUGGUUAAAGCUGCUCUGGCCGCCUUGGCAUCAGUUGGGUCCAGCUCCCAGUAUCCCCCUGUGAACUGGAGCGCUGUCCUGUCUCCUCUGAUGAGACUGAGCUUUGGAGAGGAUGUCCAGCAUCAGUGUUUGGUACUGGCAGCGUCUCAGGCUCAGUCUUCCCAAAAUGCUUCUCUCUUCCUGGGAUCAUGGUUGUCUCCACCUCUGGUGCACAGUCUCAGCCUCCAGACUCGAGCCCACCUCUAUGAGACCCUGGGCAUGUGGAUGAAGCAUGUUGCUGAGGACAAGCUCCAGGUCUAUGUGGAGAGUCAGGGCCUGCAGCAGUUCCAGGAGGACCUCCGACCCCAGCGACUGUCCUUGUGCCGCUCCGUGCUGCAGGGCCUUGCUCAGGCCAUGGCCCUCCCGAACCCUCCCAGCAGCUGCUGGACCAUCCUCUGCUCCACCACUGAGAAGAUCUUCACCCUUCUGCCCAAUCAGAUCCAGGAUGAUGAAGUGGAUCUGUAUGUGGGCAUCGCCACCUGUCUCUCUGAGAUGUCUGACACGGAGAUAGACAGGAUCGCUCGUGUUUCAGAGGCUCAGAUGGAGAAGACCUGCUUCAUCCUGGCCUACUUAACGUCUCGGGGCCGGGUUCCCCUCCUGGGUCUCAAUGAUGUCAUCGCCGGGGUUCUCCGUGGUUGGCCGAGCUGCAGAGUGGGCUGGAUCCUCCUGCAGGCUAUUUACCAAUGCCGCCUGGCUGCCGGCUCCAACACAGGAGUUUCCAGGAGAAUGGAGUGGCUCCUGGAGCUGAUGGGACACAUCCGAAAUGUUGCUUAUGGUGCAACCUCCGUCACCUGUGGAGACACCAGACUGGCCACAGACUUCCUGUUCCAGCUGUUUGCUGCUGCUGUCGUUUCCUGGGGCGACCACUUCAUGCCCCUCCUGUUUGGCAUCAGAGCCCAGUGGUUUCCAUGGCAGCCAGAUGUCAGGCCUCCAAUAAUAACACACAGUCUGUACGGCAAGGAGUCGCUACCCGACCGUGCCCUGCCGCAGUGCAUGCUGGGACUGUCCCACAGUCUGCCUCUGCUGCUGGAUAAAGAACCGUGGAGCAGCCAGACACACAAGUUUCUAGACUGGCUCCUCAGCAUCACAGAAGGUCCUGAACAGAAUCUGUCAGAAGUAACCAUCAGCACAUCCAAAGGAGUCACAGCUUGAUUGGAUAGUGUUGACUCACUCACCCUCAUUUGUGACUGACAGGAUGUAUAAUGGGAUCCAGAGUGAGUAGCGAAUCCACAACAUGGCAAUAGAGGGUGUUUCCAUAACACGCAGCAGCUCAUGUGGGUACCUGUCAUCACACAAAACACAUCAACAUAUUAACCAAGCUCUUCUAAGGGUACACAGUCUUUUUAAGCCUUCUGCGUUGCUUUCUCAGUCUCUGUUUUCUGGGUUUUAACAAUUCCUGACUAUUAUGCCAGGUCCUGUUGUUAACAAACAUCCCCACAUCAUGAUGCUGCCACCACCAUACUUCACAGUGGGGAUGGUGCUCCAGAGUCAUUGUGUUCUAGACAUCAUUUGAAAGCCAACUACUGCUUUCUUCAUGCUAGUCAAACUUUUCAAAUAUCACAAUGUUUUACAUCUUUUCUCUGAGAUCAAUAAAGUAAAUUUCAUUAAUUUAUUUCAUUCUUGUUCACCUUUUUCUGGUCUUGUUUAGUGGGUGAAGUUGCACAAUGACUGAUGACAUGCAGGACCAGAGACUUCCUAGAACGUCUAAGCAGACACAAUCUGCUUCUUAAAACUGUGCCUUUGGGUAUGUGAACGUAUGUAGAACAGCUUUA
This is a messenger RNA of Melanotaenia boesemani (Boeseman's rainbowfish), 6067 nucleotides long. It is a transcript of the gene focad, whose product is annotated as focadhesin. NCBI's taxonomy places the organism in Eukaryota, Metazoa, Chordata, Actinopteri, Atheriniformes, Melanotaeniidae. Gene Ontology annotation, biological process: regulation of post-transcriptional gene silencing. The record is from RefSeq and is a predicted model, not a curated record. The transcript is spliced from 44 exons. The coding region runs from base 84 to 5447 and encodes 1787 amino acids.